AUGGUUGGACACAAGUUAAUAGGCACGGUAAUUGCAGCCCCAAUGCGGAGGGCAGUCGCCAGCGCCGGUCGGGACGAUUUCCGCAAGACCUUUUUUACUGCGGUUGGGGCUUCUGGGGAAGUGGCGGGCGUUCCAGCUGCCGGGGGUGCCGACGCCGCCGCCUAUGGGACGGAAGGAGCUAAAGAGGCUCGAACUGCUGACGAAAUCGGAGAUCGGACCUUGGCCGAUAGCAGAGGCGCAGUCGGAGGACUCAGUUCUCCAUCUCCCGUGGGUCCCAAUGUUUCCAGAGGGACAAAAGGGCUUGGCCUUUUCUUAGCCGCUCUGUUGGCUCUUAUUGUAGGGAGCUUGUUGCACGCUGCAGGCUCAUUGGACCCCCAAAAACCUGAACCUGUGCUUCAACCUGGACAGCAACCGGAGCAAACAGAUGAAGAUGACGAAACAGUGGAGGCGGGACAGCGAAGAAGAGAAUACCGCAGUGGCGGUGGAGAGGAAGGCGUGCAGUAA
This is a messenger RNA of Eimeria acervulina, 504 nucleotides long. RefSeq lists its product as hypothetical. The transcript is spliced from 3 exons. The record is from RefSeq and is a predicted model, not a curated record. Bases 1 to 504 code for a protein of 167 amino acids. Lineage: Eukaryota; Apicomplexa; Conoidasida; Eucoccidiorida; Eimeriidae.